UACGAUUUAAAAAAGUCCGACUUUGGGCGGUCGCCCUACUUUGGGUGGAAUAGACAAACAAAAUGGCGUUUUCGGCGAGGUUCUUUUCAACUGCUUUUCGAGCUCUAAAGAACCCAGUUAUAUGUGCAAAUGUAGCAAGACGGGCAAGAAAGGAUGCAUUUAAUGUACGAAAGACAUUGGGUGUUGCAUUGUUGCAAAAGGUGCAAACGGUCAGACUUUCCAGCACUGCUGUUAGUACUCAAGAAAACCCUAAAAGGACUAAAUUAAUGGAAUUUGGACAGUUUGUUUCGAAUUCAAUGCCUAAGUAUGUGCAAGCAGCUCAAGUAACUGAUGGUAAUGAGUUAGAGAUUCUGAUUUGUCCAGAAGGUAUUUUACCUGUCAUAACGUUUCUACGUGAUCACACAAAUGCUCAAUUCAAACAGUUAAUAGACAUGACUGUGGUGGAUUGGCCCUCAAAGCCGUAUAGAUUUGAGGUCGUUUACAUGUUGCUGUCUAUGCGUUACAAUACGAGGGUGGUGGUGAAGACAUACGCUGAUGAACUCACGCCAUUAGACUCAAUUACACCACUGUUUAAUGCUGCAAUUUGGGCAGAAAGAGAGGUAUGGGAUAUGUAUGGAGUGUUUUUUUCAAAUCAUCCAGAUUUGAGACGAAUAUUAACUGAUUAUGGUUUCGAAGGACAUCCAUUUAGAAAAGAUUUUCCAUUGGCUGGAUACUAUGAGGUACGUUACGACGAUGAGUUGAAGAGAUUGGUUCAAGAACCAGUUGAGUUUGCUCAAGAAUUUCGUAAAUUUGAUUUCCAGAGUCCAUGGGAGCAAUUUCCAAAGCAUCGCAAGGAACAUUCGAGUAUCGAAGCUGGAGAAGAAAAGAAAGAGGAAUCGAAAUAGAUUUAGUUUUUUGUGUGUAAACUCUUUGAUGUAAAUAAAUAAAAUACGAAAAAAAAUUAGUUCAAGUUUGCGACA
This is a messenger RNA of Hydractinia symbiolongicarpus, 959 nucleotides long. Its product is annotated as NADH dehydrogenase [ubiquinone] iron-sulfur protein 3, mitochondrial-like. The record is from RefSeq and is a predicted model, not a curated record. Lineage: Eukaryota; Metazoa; Cnidaria; Hydrozoa; Anthoathecata; Hydractiniidae. Gene Ontology annotation, molecular function: NADH dehydrogenase (ubiquinone) activity. The coding region runs from base 63 to 884 and encodes 273 amino acids. The transcript is spliced from 6 exons.